AUGAGGUUAUUUGCUCAGGCUGUACUUGUACAAGGACACCUGUCAGAGGAAAGUCCUCCGCUCAAUUUUGGGAACUUGACAGAGCCUUGGAGCCAGGGUUCAGCUGGUUCGUGUCAAGUCAGGAGCUCGUCCUUGUAUGAUGGGCUGCCAUGUUGCACCUGGCUCUCAGUGGCCUGGGAAGAGAUUAGUGGUGUUGAUGAACAUUAUACUCCAAUCAGAACUUACCAAGUGUGCAAUGUUAUGGAUCACAGCCAAAACAAUUGGCUGCGAACAAACUGGAUUCCACGCAAUUCAGCUCAGAAGAUAUAUGUGGAGCUCAAGUUUACCUUGAGGGACUGUAAUAGUAUCCCUCUAGUUCUGGGCACUUGCAAAGAGACCUUCAAUCUGUAUUAUAUGGAGUCUGAUGAUGACCAUUUGGUAAAGUUCAGAGAGCAUCAGUUUACAAAGAUCGACACCAUUGCAGCUGAUGAGAGCUUCACCCAAAUGGAUCUUGGGGACCGAAUUCUCAAGCUGAAUACGGAAGUCCGCGAGGUGGGGCCUGUCAGUAGAAAAGGCUUUUACUUGGCUUUUCAAGAUGUAGGUGCGUGUGUUGCCUUAGUCUCAGUGCGAGUGUACUUCAAAAAGUGCCCUUUCACUGUCAAGAACCUCGCCAUGUUUCCAGAUACAGUACCCAUGGACUCCCAGUCACUGGUGGAGGUGCGGGGUUCUUGUGUCAAUCAUUCCAAGGAGGAAGAGCCACCUAAGAUGUAUUGCAGUACAGAAGGAGAAUGGCUAGUACCCAUAGGGAAGUGCUUGUGUAAUGCUGGCUAUGAAGAAAGAGGCUUUGCGUGCCAAG
Messenger RNA from Eurypyga helias (sunbittern), 835 nucleotides. Its product is annotated as ephrin type-A receptor 3-like. Gene Ontology annotation, molecular function: ATP binding; transmembrane-ephrin receptor activity; protein binding. NCBI's taxonomy places the organism in Eukaryota, Metazoa, Chordata, Aves, Eurypygiformes, Eurypygidae. Gene Ontology annotation, cellular component: membrane; neuron projection. The transcript is spliced from 2 exons. Gene Ontology annotation, biological process: cell surface receptor protein tyrosine kinase signaling pathway; protein phosphorylation; axon guidance. The annotation marks the transcript as partial. The record is from RefSeq and is a predicted model, not a curated record.